AUGGCUGGAGGACCAUUAUUCGACCGAUUUGGUGCAAAGGUUAUUCGGCCCGCUGCAAUCGUUUACAUUUUCGCCAUGAUGAUGCUGAGUUUAUGCAAAACAUACUGGCAAAUUAUCCUCGCCCAAGGAGUCCUGAUGGGUAUUACCAUGGGACUACUGCAAAUCCCCGCAUGCGCAGCCGUGUUCCAGCACUUCGACAAGAAACGAGCCGCUGCCAUUGGGGUAACCCGGAUCAUCAAUAGGUGGCAUUGCUUCGGAUGGUCGGUUCGAAUCAUUGGUUUUUUCAUCAUACCAUUUAUGGCCUUUGCAAUCGUGACAAUCAAGGCUUGCGUACCCCCAAGAACCACGAGGUUCUGGAUUCCCGAAGCAUACAAAGACCCGAAAUUCGUCCUUCUGAUUUUAUCGUUCUUCUUUACCUUCAUGAGCAUGUCCAUCCCGAUUAUCUACUUUCCGACAUACACAGUUACCAGAGGGAUGGGCCCAACGCUUGCAGGCCAUUUGUCUGCCAUUCUCAACGCUGCAUCGACAUUCGGCCGUAUCAUCCCGGGAAUCCUGGCUGAUAAAUACGGCAAACUGAACGUGUUUACAACUGGGGCUUUUGUUACCGGUAUCAUAAUCUUUUGCAUGAAUUACGCUACAACAAACGCCGGGUUAAUAGUGUACUCAGCUGUUUUGGCUUCACUUCCGGGAGCAUCAUUUCAGGAGCUUCUGCGGCCUCCUCCCUCUGCCCUAAAGACCUGCGAUAUAUGGGUACGUACAUGGGAAUGGGGACAUCUAUCAGCUCUUUUGGGGGACUGA
Aspergillus affinis is the source of this 798-nucleotide messenger RNA. RefSeq names its product MFS general substrate transporter. The coding region runs from base 1 to 798 and encodes 265 amino acids. Gene Ontology annotation, molecular function: transmembrane transporter activity. The record is from RefSeq and is a predicted model, not a curated record. The transcript has 3 exons. Lineage: Eukaryota; Fungi; Ascomycota; Eurotiomycetes; Eurotiales; Aspergillaceae. Gene Ontology annotation, cellular component: fungal-type vacuole membrane. Gene Ontology annotation, biological process: transmembrane transport.